Eucalyptus grandis is the source of this 2380-nucleotide messenger RNA. RefSeq names its product protein PTST homolog 3, chloroplastic. The record is from RefSeq and is a predicted model, not a curated record. Lineage: Eukaryota; Viridiplantae; Streptophyta; Magnoliopsida; Myrtales; Myrtaceae.
CCUCCUCCUCCUCCUCCAUGCUCCGAGCUCCCUCUCCGCUCUUCCAUGGCCGCUCCUCUCCCUCGCUUCGCCACCUGCCCCUCCUCCUCCUCUCUCUCUCCUCACCGCCUCUCUUUCCCCUACCACCGCCGCCUCCAGUGUCGCCCCGUGCUCCGCUUCCUCUCCCGGGCCUGCUCCCCCGCCCGCCGCCCCGCCGCCGCCGCCGCCUGCGUCGCUUCUUCCCCCAGGAAGUCCAGGUCCGGGAGGAAGACGAAGAGCAAUGCGGAGCUGUGCAGCGACGUGAAGGAGUUCUUGGCUUCCGCGGGGCUUCCGGAAGGCCACGUCCCGUCCGUAAAGGAGCUGUUGCAGCAUGGAAGGGAUGACCUUGCAUAUAUUAUUAGAAGGAGGGGUUACAAACUCAUCAGAGAGCUUCUUGCGAACUCAGAAGACAUGAAAGUCUAUGUAUCUGACGUGGAGAUAAACAUAGCUGAAGAAAAGGAAGCUAUCAUUGCCAAUGAAGAAGAAUCAGAAGGUCAGAAUGAGCAUGCUGGCUAUUUGGAUGAAGAAAAUUCUCGGUCUAUUGGAAUAUCGGUUGAGGAGGACUACUUUGAUGAGGUUGAUAUUAAUUCAUCAGUUGACGAUGCUGGCAAUAGUAACAUGGACAUUGAAACUCCCUUUAGUCUGUCUAUGAAAGAUGAUACCACACAGGAUGCGGUGGAAAGUAUGAUUGAAGAUACUCCUUCAUCUAUGGAACUUCAAAUGCAGAAGAAAUCUCUGCUAGUGUAUGGGGAACCGGAGAACUCCUCUAAUAACAAUAUCUUCAUGCCAGUUGAAACUUCUACUAACUUGGUCACAGUGGCCAAGGACUCUACUACUUCAUUAAGUCACUUUGAAUGGGUUAGCUCUACUUCUGUGGAGACAUCCUUGACCAAUUCUUCCGAUCAUGGUUAUACAUGUGUUGAACCAUGUGCUAAGCCAUCCGUGGAGGAGAAGGUAGCAAAAUUUAUGCAAGAUGGAUAUCUUGAACCAGUUGAAGAUCAACUACCUGAAGUACCUGGUGAGAUUGAUGAUGGAGAAAACCAGAGUUCCACUGAGUGCGAUAUGAGUAAGCCAGCUGCAGAGCCUCAGCUGGAGAACCAUAAUGGGGAGCAGUCAAUACAUGUGCAUGAGGAAAGCAAUGGUGCUGUAACACCUAGUAUGAGUAUGGCUAGACAGUUCUCUCCUGCAAAAGUACAUUCUUCUUUCAGUGAGUCAUCAGCUGAAGAAUUGUUUGAUGCUGAUGUGGGCAACAAUUUGGAUGAGGAGAAAAGAAAGCAGGAGAACCAAGCUGAGAUUAGUCAUCUCAAAUUUAUGCUGCAUCAGAAGGAAUUGGAAUUGUCUUGGUUGAAGGAACAGAUUGAAAAGGAAAAGCUUGCUCUGGGAAUGUUGCAAACCAAGGCUGAGAAUGAGAUCAGCAAAGCCCAAAAGGUCAUCUCAGAAAAAGAAGCAGAACUACAGGCUGCUGAAGAGAGCCUUUCCGGGCUUAAAGAAGUUAAGAUAGAAUAUUCUGGCAAUGGUGAUAUCGUGGAGGUGGCUGGUGGCUUCAAUGGCUGGCAUCACCCGAUUAAAAUGGAUCCCCAUCCAUUAGCCACUGCAACAGACACUGUUGGAUCAAGGAGAUCUACAUAUUGGUCAACAAUGCUGUGGCUUUACCCUGGGACAUAUGAGAUAAAAUUCAUAGUUGACGGCAAGUGGACGGUUGAUCCCCAAAAGGAGUCAGUUACACGGGGUGCAAUAUGUAACAAUGUCCUUCAGGUCGAUAGAUGAUAUGGUUGAGGCUGGCAGUUGAGCAUCAUAUCUGUACACAUGCCCACUUCUGUGGUAUAGACUGUGGAGCGACCAAAAGGUUGCUGAUGAAUGACAGUUGAAUCAUUCUUGCACGGUGGGAGAACUUGGUCAAGGUGCCCAUAUUUGUGAAGACUGGCAAGACAUGCGGGAUCAUAUGGCUCUUUGGAUUCGUGCAGCCAUUUCUCUGUGCAGGAUGAGGACCUGGGUAGUAAUGCAGACCAUGUCACGCUCUAAGCAGAUAUCAACUCUCCAAGACACUCCGAGCGUGGGGGCAGGCGCAUCUGUGAGUCCACAGCCAGUGAUCGACUGCUUUUUCCAGUAAUGAAAUGGGCACGGCAGCUAUCGGCUAAAUUUGUCCAGUGAAUCAUUUGGAAAUGGCAAAAUGAGAGAGGUUGUAGAACAUUGGCCUGCGUUUUGGUUAGCAAAGCGUUUGAUUGCGAAAGCAUGUACAGUCCGUCGCGCCCAGGCCAGGCAAUGAGAUUUUCAGCGGAAGCUUGCAUAUGUGGAACCUUUGUAUAGUAGUAAAAAUUUUCAGUUCACGGCAAUAAUCAAUAAUCCGACAUCGAGUUUGCUA